Molecule: messenger RNA, 5211 nt
Organism: Sugiyamaella lignohabitans
Lineage: Eukaryota; Fungi; Ascomycota; Dipodascomycetes; Dipodascales; Trichomonascaceae
Gene: GCN2
Product: serine/threonine-protein kinase GCN2
Exons: 1
Coding region: 1-5211 (1736 amino acids)
Biological process (GO): regulation of translational initiation by eIF2 alpha phosphorylation; DNA damage checkpoint signaling
Molecular function (GO): ATP binding; eukaryotic translation initiation factor 2alpha kinase activity; protein binding
Source: RefSeq, a predicted model, not a curated record
AUGACCAGUACAUAUCCCAAAACAAAGCCGUUGAUAGUGAUCGAUUCGCAUAACAAUUUACAUCCUCGGCAGGUGGACGUGCUCAGACAAUUGACCGAGAAAACGAUUAAAGAGCUCGUCGGUCAGGAAAUGAUUUUCGAAGUGACCUCGGUUUUGCAGGAUCAGUUGAACGAGUAUGAGAGGUUAGGAGCUGAAGCCCCUAGUUUAGAAGAGGAGAGAUUGAAUAGGAUAAAAGAGGCUGAGGAGAAACAACGUCAGGAUGAAGAGAAUCGCAGACGUAUGAAGGAGGCGGAAUCCAGGGAGGAGCAACGUGUUUUGGACGAAAUGGUCCGAGAAGAGUUGAAUAGACGUCAGAAACAGAAGAUGAAGGACGAUUUCUUGUCAAGAGAGGAGGAAGAAGCCGAGGCAUUGAAUGAUGGACUUGGAAUUGUCACUCCUACUGAAAGUAGUGUGAAUCUUAAAGGCGCUGUUACUGGAAGUGGUGGUGGUAAUGUAAGCGCCAGCAGUAAUAGUCGGAAUGGAAGCAGCGCCAAUCUGUUUGCUAUUUCUGGUGGAAAUUCGGUAGGUUUGGGGAACAUCGAAUCAAACGAUUCGGUGGUUUUCGACCGAGUGGUGACCGUCAAGCGCCAGAAUGGUUCUGUAUUACGGUUUAAACAGGUUGUGGGCAAGAUCCCUACUACAUCAAACUUCUUUGGAAAUAACUAUAUUGUGAAACCAUUUAUACCGGCUAACAAUGGUGACUCUAGCGAGGCUGUCGACGACGUUCUAUUCAUGCUGUCGGAAAUUGAUCUGAACGAACCGUUUUGGGACAGUAUUGACGGUAGACGACAAAUCCACCUUCUCGAAUCGGAGUUGGACUCACUCAAGGAGUUCAGGCAUGAAAAUGUCGUUCCUUUAUAUGAGGCAAAAAUUAGUCGAAACUCUUCUGGCGGCUGGAAAAUAUACCUAUUGACUCAGUAUUCCCCCAUGGGUAACCUGAACGGGUUAUUAGAUGCAGUAGAAGCAGUCAGUCCAAAAGUUGCCAGAACCUGGUCGAUUCAAAUUUUAGAAGCUCUCGAGGCUCUUCAUAAAGUAGGCAUUGUUCACAAAGACCUUACAUUGGAAAAUAUUGCACUAUUUCGUAACAAAGACCUAGGUGAGACAAUCAUCAAGUUAGAUUCCGUAUCCUAUUCGUUUAGAUUAAAUGAGCUCAACAAAGCUCAUCUGUUCUCUUCAAAGAACAACUUGCUUCCUAACAACAUGUCUUCUGUUUCAAAGAAAUGGUGUCCUCCUGAGUAUUCUGAUGAGAAUGGCGGUAUCAAGCCAACCAAAAAGUCCGAUAUUUGGUCGUUUGGCGUGGUGUUUGUCCAGCUUAUCACAGGAAAGUCUAUCAUCAACGAGUUUGAUAAUCCAUUUGACUAUAUCAAUUCAUAUGAUGAUAGUUCUCAUCUACUUACUGAUUUCUUGGCUCGCAUAUUUAAAGAAUCACCUAAGAAGAGACCAAGUGCGUUUGAUUUGCUGCUUUCGCAGUUUCUUCGAUCCGAUCCCGCCACGUUCGCAGCAGCCAACUCCGUGGUCAAGAGCACAAGCACCACUCCUUCUGACACUCUUUCAUCAUCCGCCACUAUUGAACGCACAAAUUCGGGAUCAAGACCCACAUACCAUUUACUUGGUCGCAGGUCUUCCAACCGCGGUCCAAGACGUAGUUUCAACAUGGAACGUGAUAAUAUCGUCAAUCUUCGCGCUGUUAACUCCCCACUUAGCACAGCUACUUCUAGAAACUCGGGUCCUGCUUAUUCUCGGUAUGCCAAUGAUUUUGACGAAGGUGUAGUUUUAGGAAGAGGUGGAUAUGGUGAGGUUGUCAAAGCGCGUAACAAAGUAGACGGAAGAGCAUAUGCGAUAAAAAAGAUCCAGGCUACUGCUGAUAAGUUAACUCAUAUUCUACAAGAAGUAUGGCUACUAUCUCGUCUAAACCACCAAUAUGUGGUUCGGUAUUUUACGGCGUGGCUUGAAGAUGAUUUCUCACUUGGCCAACAGGAGAGCGAGGAGUCAGACGAUGACAAUGCCGUUGUGUUUGAAGACAGCUCUGAAGAGUCAUCUGAUGAUGAAAGACCCAUAACAUCACUUAGCUCAUCAUUGAGCAAUCUUAAUUUCAACGAGCUAUCGGUCAAUGCAUCUCUAGAUUUCAUGUCUAAUUCAAUGGUUGAAGGACCAGAAAUCCAAUUUGGAUCUGAUUCCGACGAUGAUGAAGAUGAUGCCGUGACUGGAAGUGUAACAGAGUCUUCAGCUAUUUCCAGUUCAGAGCAAGAACCUCUUGAAUCAAGACCUAGAAGAAGUACUCUUCGCAAAGUCAACUUUGUACGACCGCAACCAAGAAGCACUCUAUACAUCCAAAUGGAGUAUUGUGAAAAGCACACACUUGCUGAUUUGAUCAAGGAUAAUCUUUACACUCGACCAGAUGAGUACUGGAGGCUUCUCCGACAGAUCGUCGAGGCUUUAUGUCAUAUUCACAACGAAGGAGUUAUUCAUCGUGAUUUAAAGCCAAUGAAUAUUUUCAUUGACCAAGCGGGUAACGUAAAAGUCGGUGACUUUGGUCUAGCUAAGAGCAUUGGUCAAACAGGAAGUAGUGGUACUACAAUAGCAUCAGCUGAUCAAGGGGAUGACCUCACUACUGACGUGGGUACUACUCUAUACGUUGCAGUCGAGGUGCUAGGCAAAUCGAACGGUGCAAAGGGUCAGGGUCCAAUUUCGACUUCAUAUAAUGAAAAGGUUGAUAUGUAUUCACUUGGAAUCAUCUUUUUCGAAAUGGUGUACCCAAUGCAUACUGCAAUGGAACGGGUUACUAUAUUGAAAGAAUUACGGAAAGAGGAAGUCAUUGUUCCUCACGCUUUCAACAAUGUGAAUAGGUAUGAGUUGGAAAAUAGAAUUGUAAAGGCACUUCUAAACCACUCACCAGCUCAAAGACCAAGUGCAACAGAGUUAUUGCAGUCUGGGUAUAUCCCCAUUCCUCAGAAAGAUGAGACUGUCAAGGAGGCAUUGCGAAGUCUGGUUGAUCCAAGUCCCAAUUCGCCAUGGCUCUAUCAGGUAUGUAACGCGCUCUUCUCAAGGCCUCUCCCAUCGGCUCAGAGAGUUCUCUAUGAUAGAUCGACGUCUUUUAUGAUGAGUAGUGUUGGCAAUGGAAAUGGACAGGAGAAAUCGAGGUCGAGAAUCGUUGAAGCUGAUAACAAACUUCUCCGUACCGCAGUUAUUAAUACUAUCAAGACCGUUUUCGAACGCCAUGGCGCAGUCGAGAAUAAUGACCGGUCUGCCAUCUUUCCUAAAUCUAUUCUUUACAGUUCAGGAAACGUCAUGGAAGUCAUGGAUCCAACAGGUAAUAUAUUGCAAUUGCCUUAUGAUUUGACGCUACCUUUUGCACGUCGAUUAGCCGAAGCCAUUCCUUCGUUUCAAAAAUCUUACACUAUUGGAAACGUGUAUAGAUCAGACGAACGUAACAGAGGUACACACCCCAUUGUAUGUGGUGAGGUGGAUUUUGAUUUUGUUACAACUGAUGUUGUCGACUCUAUCUAUGGCGAGGCAGAGACUAUCAAGGUAUUGGACGAGAUAACAGAUUUGUUCCCAUGUUUCAAGCCGAAUUCUGUUUGUAUAUAUAUCAACCACUGGGACGUAUUGAACUCGAUUUUGGAAUUCUGUGGUUUUACAUCUCCUCAGAAAGCAUCCGCUUUAAAGCUUUUGGGACAGAUUGGACAGGGUCCUGCAAGACCACAAGUCAGAAAUGAACUGCUAUCCAAGUCGACACUAUCAGUAACAGCUUUGAACACUUUAGAAUUAUUUGGAUUCCGAGAUGAAAUUGAUAAAGCUGAGAGAAAGCUCAUGACUCUGCUUAACGGCGCUGAUAUCAGCAAGGGUUUUAAGGACGCUUUGUUGAACCUUAGAAUGAUAGUCAAUUUCUUGCAGAGACUAGGUGUAACAAAGCGGGUGUACUUUGCUCCCUUGAGUAAUCACAAUGAAUCAUUCUAUCAGAAUGGAGUAAUGUUCCAGGUGGUUAUUGAAGAGAAGCAGACUCGUAGUAUUCUCGCAGCAGGUGGUCGAUAUGACCGGCUAAUCAACCAAUAUCGAAACCCAUCGCUAGACUAUGGAGCAGCUGCACACGCAGUGGGAUUCAACCUUGCUCUGGAUAAGCUGGUUGAUACCAUGGCCGCAUACCGCGACUCUAUGACCAAAAAGAUUGCCAAGAAGGGGUAUUUCAAAGACCGUUCGAAUAACAGUAGCAGCGACGAACUGCUUACAGGCUGGUUAAAGCCUCGUUGUGAUGUGCUUGUCUCGUCGUUCAACACAGCCAAUAUCAAGGGACUUUGUGUAGAUAUCUUAAGAGAUUUAUGGGCACAUGGAAUCUCUGCAGACCUGGUUCGAGAAUGUUAUUCCUCAGAGGCAUUGGUAAGUCUUGCAAAGAAAGAUAAUAUCAAUUGGGUUGUUGUUGUAAAGCAGAUAAACAGUUACACUGCAUCAAGCAAUUAUAAACCGUUGAGAGUCAAGAAUAUCCACUUGAAGCAAGAUGUGGAUGUUGCUAUCGAGGAUCUUAUCCCACAUCUGAUGAUGGAAAUGGCUGAUCGAUAUAACGACAGUGGUAACAAUACUGGCGGUAAACACAGUACCGGAUCGUUCUUACUGCCAGCACCGAAUAUUGUGAGUAGUAUUGGAGCCAAUGGUAUCAGUUUGGGAGCCGGAAUGAACAGCAGUUUGAGUGGUGGAGGCAGUUCCAUGUCGGAUGAUAUUGAAUCGUCAGGUACAGGCCAGAGUCUCGCAAUGGAUUCGAAUAUGCCACCGUCGUCACCUCUUAUUGGAGGACAUUCAUCAGCCGAGUACUCGCCGAUUUCGACAUCCACGAGCAAGAUCACAGUCCUUAAUGAAUCAGGCAAGCUCAAAGGUGGUAAGAAAAACAGAUGGCUUCUUGAAGAGAACUGUCGAACGGGACUUAACAGGUACCUGAAAAACCUCGCAUCAGCACCAGUCUACUCACUAGACGUUAAAGAAGAAGUUCUAGAAGCAAUUUGUGCCACGUCCCCAGACCAGCCAGACGAAUGGCGCCGCAAAGUCGUAGGAAUCAGUCCGUCGCAAAAAGCGUACCUGCUCAACUGCCAAGGAGUCCUUGCAAAAGAGAAGAGCCGAGGAACAGAACGAGUAAUACUCUACUCAACAAAGAGCGAUACAGUUCGUGUAUAUAAUUUACGCUAA